CUGAUUCUUCUUUGUUCCUCAGUAAAACAAGAAAAAAAUACAGAAGAAAAGUAUUAUGCGUUUUACCCUUGCUAUCCUCUCUGCAGCUUAUCUUGCUCAGUUGGCAGCCACGGCUCCCACUACCGUGAGCAACAGCGAAAUCGACGCUAGCCAGUUCACCAGUGCUCAAAUCAGCCCAUUGGAAGUCAGUGAACAAUUCCAGGCCUUCAACUGGAUGGUCAGUGAAUCCUCUCCCGUCGUUGACCGCACCUUCACCAUUGACUUGGCCGAACCCGCAGAACUUCAAGUCACCGACUACAAAUUAGGUGGUGAUAUCUUUGAAAUCAUGGACAAUGGUAUGUCCCUUGGUAUGACCAGCUCUGCCAAUACCACCAGCGCAUACGCUGCGACACCUGAAGAAGCUCUUCAGAACCGCAUGUUCAGCCGAGGUGCCUUCGCUUUGGAACAGGGCAAGCAUCAGAUCAACGUCAAGAUCGCCACCUCUGCAAACAAGAUGGGUACCGGUGCUCUCCGUAUCGUUCCCAAAGCCCAGGCCCUGUACAACAAGAAGGGUUGGGAUGAUGAUAACGACUGGGAAGACAAGAAGUGGGGCAACAAGAAGUGGGGCAACAAGAAGGGCGGCUGGGGCAAUGACUGGAAAGACAAGAAAGGCGACUGGGACAACGACUGGGACAACGACUGGGAAGACAAGAAGGACUGGGGCCAUGACUGGGAAGACAAGAAGGACUGGGGCCAUGACUGGGAAGACAAGAAAGACUGGGGCAACGACUGGGCAGGCAAGAAGGACUGGGACAACGGUUGGGAAGGCAAGAAGGACUGGGACAACGGUUGGGAAGGCAAGAAAGAUUGGGACAACGGUUGGGAAGGCAAGAAGGACUGGGACAACGAUUGGGAAGACAACAACGACUGGGAAGGCAACAAGUGGGAUCACAAGAAGACCGUCUAUGUCUACUACACCGAACCCACCACUGAUAUCAGCACCGUCACCCGAACUGUCGCUGUCCAGACCGUCGUUCGCACGGAAACUAUCAGCACACCUGCCACCCGCAGUCUCACCUUAAUGAACCUCAUGUCGCUUCAAGAUUUACUGACCCUGGUGUAAUCAUUAUAAAAAACUGUCAAUUUAAAAACCCUAGAAUUUUUUCUCGAUGCUCCAAAAAUAAAUGAACAGAUCAUCCAUAUCUUUUAUACAUCCCUUCAACCGUUUGUAAGAAAUGAGCAGUUUAGUUUGUGCAUUCAAUUCAUGACACAUGGAGAUAAUUCGCUUGGGUGGCCAACACAAUGAUUGAUGUGGGGAAACGCCAAAAGACAUGGGUAUGCCGGUAUAUUUUUUUUUGUCGAUUGAUUGCUGUGUUGAGUUUUGAAAGAAUUUUAAGCAGUUCAUUUUGGAAGCAACAAGGGGGGAAAAAUCAGCGAAUACUGCAGAACGGACUGAAUCAUAACAUAUUCUUCAAGGCUCUAUUUCUAACAACGCGGGUUUUCAUUCGUCGAC
Molecule: messenger RNA, 1492 nt
Organism: Radiomyces spectabilis
Lineage: Eukaryota; Fungi; Mucoromycota; Mucoromycetes; Mucorales; Radiomycetaceae
Exons: 3
Coding region: 56-1102 (348 amino acids)
Source: RefSeq, a predicted model, not a curated record